AUGGAGGAAAUUUCUGCCAGUGCUGAAUCUGCUGAACAAGACAACCCAAAACCGUCAACACAUCACACAGGAUGGAGCAGCUUCAACCAUAGCUGCUAUCUCCUCUCGGAAAGCUUUGGUUCCUGGGAUGCAGCCAGAAAGGACUGCAAAGACAGAGGAGCAGAUCUGGUGGUUAUUGACAGCGCUGAAGAACAGACCUUUCUCUCUACGAUCACCACAAAAGACGCUUGGAUUGGUUUAAAUGACAAAGAACAGGAGGGAACAUGGAAAUGGGUAGAUGGGACUCCACUGACUCUGACGUACUGGGCAAAAACACAACCUGAUAAUGGUGGAAAACAGGACUGUGCUUAUGUCACAAAGGAUGAGAGAAGGUCUUGGGGUGAUGGUUGGUGUUUGAUACAAUAUCGUCAAUGGAUCUGCGAAAAAACACCAAACCCAAAAAAUACAUGUCCUGUAGGAUGGAGAAGCUUCAAUCAUAGCUGCUAUCUCCUCUCUGAAAGCUUUGGUUCCUGGGAUGCAGCCAGAAGGGACUGCAGAGGCAGAGAAGCAGAUCUGCUGGUUAUUAACAGCCCUGAAGAACAGAACUUACUCUCUAAAAUCACCACAGAAGUUUGGAUUGGUUUGAAUGACAAAGAACAGGAGGGAACAUGGAAAUGGGUCGAUGGGACUCCACUGAAUGUGACGUACUGGGCAAGUGGUCAGCCUGAUAAUGGCGGAGAAGAGGACUGUGCUCAUGUCAUAUGGGAUAAACAAAAAUCUUGGAAUGAUCUUUCGUGUUCAUCUUCUCGUCAAUGGAUCUGUGAAAAAGUUUCAGAAAACAACUGA
Messenger RNA from Oreochromis aureus, 825 nucleotides. Its product is annotated as C-type mannose receptor 2-like. Lineage: Eukaryota; Metazoa; Chordata; Actinopteri; Cichliformes; Cichlidae. The record is from RefSeq and is a predicted model, not a curated record. The transcript is spliced from 7 exons. Gene Ontology annotation, molecular function: signaling receptor activity. The coding region runs from base 1 to 825 and encodes 274 amino acids.